AUGUCCAAGAUGCUCUCAGGGCACAUGCCCUGGUCGCACCACGAUGAAGAGCAGAAGAAACCAGACGACCAAUCGCUCAUCACGGUGCUCGAAACAGUAGAGCUACGCAGCGAGCUUACUCUCCUACUCGCCAACUGCCUCGAGUCCAUGCGCGCCACCAUCACCGACGCCUUCGACGCCCGCUACACGGGCAGCGACGCCGCAUCGGACGCCGCCGCCGCACUGCCGGACCUGAAGGGCGACGAUGCACUCCGAAACCCGAACCUGGACGCCGGCACCGUCGACGUCGAGGCGCUGGACAAGCAGCGCAAGGAGCGCGAGCGCCGCGAGAAGGAGCUGUCGGCGCCGGCCAUGCGCGAGCUCAAGACGGCGGCGCUCGGCUUCUUCGAUGACUGGCGCGACGCGGUGCUGGCGCGCGUCGGCGAGGUCGUCAACUCCAAGGAGGCGGCCAAGAGCCAGAAGAAGGACGCCGCGGCCAAGUCGGAGGCCAAGCCGAGCACGAGGCAGCGGACGCUGUCGUCGUCGUCGUCGAGCUCCGCGCCGCCGCCGGAUGAGGCGGUGGGCAGGGCGUUGAAGGAGCUGUACCCGCCCAUCGAGACGCCGUUGGUCGAGCUGGAGAAGGAGAAGAGGGCGUUGGUGCUGCAUUCGAUGCUGCUCUUGCUGUUGAGCUUGGAGCAUUAUUCGGCGCACUCGAGGAUUCUGCUGCUGUAUUUGACGAGCAGCUUGCGGCUGGAUAUUGAAAUCUUGACCGACGAUGAGAAGAAGGUGGCUAGGGGCUUGUUGGAGGCGGCGCACAAGAUGUCUGCGGAAGAAGAGACAAAAAAGAAGGCAGAGGAGAACGCUACAAGCCGGAAGUGGAAAGUUGGCCUGGCUUCCGUCGCUGGUGCCGCUGUCGUGGGUAUCACUGGUGGUUUGGCGGCCCCUCUGUUGGCGGCUGGAUUAGGUUCCGUAAUGGGUGGACUUGGUCUUGGUGCCACCGCCGCAGCUGGCUACUUGGGAGCGGUUGCUUCCAGCAGUGUCAUCGUCGGCGGCCUUUUCGGGGCCUAUGGAGGCCGUAUGACCGGCAAGAUGAUGGACCAGUACGCCAAAGAGAUCUCAGACUUCGGAUUCGUUCCCAUACAAGAAUUCCACCGCCCACGCAAACUCGACAAGGAGCACCGGCGCCUACGCGUCGCGAUCGGCAUCUCGGGCUGGCUGACCAACAAGGACGAAGUCGUCGAGCCGUGGCGCGUCAUCGCCCCGUCAAUCGAGGGCUUCGCGCUGCGCUACGAGCUCGAGGCGAUGCUGAACCUGGGUAACGCACUCAUCGGCAUGGUUAAGAGCGCAGCAUGGAGCUACGCCAAGAGCGAGAUCAUCAAGCGCACCGUCUUCGCCAGCCUGACGGCCGCCCUCUGGCCCAUCGGCCUGCUAAAGAUCAGCCGCGUCAUCGACAACCCGUUCAGCGUCGCCAAAGCCCGCAGCGACUUGGCCGGCCAGGUGCUCGCCGAUGCCCUCAUCAAUCGCGCUCAGGGCGAGCGUCCUGUCACCCUUAUCGGCUACUCGCUCGGCGCCCGUGUUAUCUACUCCUGCUUACAGUCCCUCGCUGAGCGUAAGGCUUUCGGCCUCGUUGAAAGCGUCGUCUUGCUUGGCGCGCCGACGCCGUCCACGGCCGCUGACUGGCGCCGCAUGCGCAGCGUUGUUUCCGGCCGCGUCGUCAACGUCUACUCAACUAAUGACUACAUCCUCGGUUUCCUGUAUCGUACGUCCAGCAUUCAGUACGGUGUUGCGGGCUUGCAGAAGGUCGAAGGAGUGAGGGGAGUCGAGAACGUGGACGUCAGUGAUAUCGUCUCUGGCCACACGCGGUACCGGUACUUGGCAGGCCGAAUUCUUAAGAAGAUCGGCUUUGAGGAUGUUGAUAUCGAGGAAGUCGAGAAGGAGGAGCAGGAGAUGCAGAAGGUCGAGGAAGAGGAGAAGAAGGAGGCUGAGUCACAGGAGAAGACGACUACUGGAGACAGUGGUGAAAGCAAGGAUGCGGAUAAGGAGGCUGAAGAUCUGGAGAAGGAGGUUGAAAAGAAGAGUAAGUUGGGUCUCAUGGAAUGGACGACUGAGAAGCUCCGGCUGGGCGGCGGGAGCGGUGCAGGCAAGGGAAAUGAGAAGGUUGAAACACAGACGGCGAUUUGA
Lasiodiplodia theobromae is the source of this 2160-nucleotide messenger RNA. RefSeq lists its product as uncharacterized. The transcript is spliced from 2 exons. The coding region runs from base 1 to 2160 and encodes 719 amino acids. Lineage: Eukaryota; Fungi; Ascomycota; Dothideomycetes; Botryosphaeriales; Botryosphaeriaceae. The record is from RefSeq and is a predicted model, not a curated record.